GACCAUGAUGAUGACACAAUCACAAUUUGAUACCUCAAUAGUAAUAAUAUUUAUUACUAAUAUAGUCACAAAAAUAAAAAGAUCUAUCUACCGAUGGAAAAACUUUGAUAAAUCCCAUGUGCACCACUCAAUACCUCAGUCAACUUGCCUACUAAUAUUCAAUGCAUAAUAUGCAACAUUCAAUCCAAAAACAACAAAAACAAAAUUCAAAGCAUUCAUCAUUGUUUUCAAAGACUAAAUUCAUUGUUCUAAUUUGGUAACAACUCAUCAUAACAACUAACAUUUGUAUUUACAUGUUUAUGUUUAUAAAUACCAAACAUUUAUGUCUCUCACUUCCUCACACACACAAACACUCUCUCUCUUACCCUCUUUCAUAGUUUCUUUAGAUUAGAUUCAAGUUUAGAUCUUUUAGUUUUAUGUGAAAAAAAAACCUUGUAUUGGUAUGUGUGUUUUUUGAUUUGUCUUUGUUUCUUUAUAGUACUUCAAUAAAUUCCAUUGGUUCUCUCAUUCAUAUGCAUUUUUGUUUUGGUUUUUGCAAAACAAUUUAUUGAUAGAAUAAUGGGUUAUUCUAUAUUCUAUGUUGUUUUGUUUUUAUCAAUUGUUUGUGUUGGAAUUUCAUUGGCUUUUAACAUAGAAGAUCAAAAGAGAGACAAGAUUGGUUGGUUACCAGGACAACCAAAUAUGAAUGUUGAAUUUGAACAGUAUUCAGGUUAUGUGACUGUGAAUGAAAAGAGUGAAAGAGCAUUGUUUUAUUGGUUGAUUGAAGCACCACUGAAUCGUGGACCUAAUUCUAGGCCACUAGUUUUAUGGCUUAAUGGUGGUCCUGGUUGUUCUUCCAUUGCUUAUGGUGCUUCUGAAGAAAUUGGUCCUUUUCAUAUUAAGUCUGAUGGCAAAACACUUUUCUUGAAUCCUUAUGCUUGGAAUAAUUUGGCAAAUUUAUUGUUCCUUGAUUCUCCUGCUGGUGUUGGUUUUUCUUAUUGUAAUAAAUCAACAGAUCUGUAUACAUUUGGUGACAAAAAAACAGCUGAGGAUGCAUAUAUUUUUCUAGUUAAUUGGUUUGAAAGAUUUCCUCAGUAUAAGCAUAGAGAAUUCUACAUUGCUGGGGAAAGUUAUGCAGGUCAUUAUGUUCCUCAGUUGGCUCAGCUUGUUUACCGGAGAAAUAAAGGAAUCAAUAAUCCAGAUAUCAAUUUUAAGGGAUUUCUGGUUGGAAAUGGUGUUACUGAUGAUUAUCAUGAUUAUGUUGGGACAUUUGAGUACUGGUGGACACAUGGUUUGAUUUCAGAUUCAACAUAUAGGAAUCUAAGAAUUGCAUGUGACUUUGGAUCAUCUCAGCAUCCAUCAGUGCAAUGUAUGCAGGCUACUAGACUUGCAGUUGCUGAGCAAGGAAACAUUGACCCAUAUAGCAUUUAUACACUGCCUUGUAACAAUACCGGAUCGCUCGGACGCAGCUUGAACGGUCGUUAUCCAUGGAUGUCUAGAGCGUAUGAUCCGUGUACCGAAAGGUAUUCUGAUUUGUAUUACAAUCGUCCGGAAGUUCAAAAGGCACUUCAUGCCAAUGUAACUGGUAUUCCAUAUAUAUGGAAGACAUGCAGUGAUGUUGUUGGGAAUUAUUGGACUGAUUCUCCACUGUCUAUGCUUCCUAUAUAUCGAGAACUUAUUAAUGCCGGUCUAAAGAUAUGGGUAUUCAGUGGAGACACCGAUGCUGUAGUUCCCGUCGCCGCAACUCGAUACUCUAUUGAUGCCUUGAAGCUUCCAACCAUCAUCAACUGGUACCCUUGGUAUGACAGUGGCAAGGUUGGUGGAUGGAGUCAAGUUUAUAAAGGGCUCACAUUGGUUACAGUAAGAGGUGCAGGACACGAGGUUCCUCUUCAUAAGCCUCGCGAAGCAUUUAUUCUUUUUAGAUCAUUCUUGGAGAACAAGUACAUGCCAUCAAGCUAAUGGGAAGCAUUUGUUCUUUUUCACUUCAAGUAUAGAACCAAAAAAGUACCCUACAUUCUUAAGAAUACCUUCAAUAUUCAUAUACAUGGAACAGGCCGAGACAGAAUAAGGAAUGCAUUUCUCAUGAGUUCCAUCUUGCCUCUCUGCCUGGAAAUUUAAUUCGAUAAAUGUACCAAUAGCAGUGGUAGCUCUUCUAUUUUUAUUUGUUAUUGAAAUUGUGAUUAUUUUUAUGAAAAGUGUUAUUCUUUAGUAUAUAAUAUUCAAUAUGCAAGAUUAAUGUGAUAUCUUGUGUAGAAAACUGUUCUCAUAAAUGAAAAGUUCAAACUUUGAAUUUA
Messenger RNA from Trifolium pratense (red clover), 2273 nucleotides. RefSeq names its product serine carboxypeptidase-like 27. The transcript is spliced from 9 exons. Gene Ontology annotation, biological process: proteolysis. Gene Ontology annotation, molecular function: serine-type carboxypeptidase activity. Lineage: Eukaryota; Viridiplantae; Streptophyta; Magnoliopsida; Fabales; Fabaceae. The record is from RefSeq and is a predicted model, not a curated record. Gene Ontology annotation, cellular component: vacuole. The coding region runs from base 559 to 1938 and encodes 459 amino acids.